AUGUCAAUGGAUUACGUUAAAAGUGAGGUGAGGCACAUGGUGAUGAGGCACAUGGUGAUGAGGCAUGGUGAUGAGGCACAUGGUGAUGAGGCACAUGGUGAUGAGGCACAUGGUGAUGAGGCACAUGGUGAUGAGGCGCAUGGUGGUGAGGCACAUGGUGAUGAGGCACAUGGUGAUGAGGCACAUGGUGAUGAGGCACAUGGUGAUGAGGCACAUGGUGAUGAGGCACAUGGUGAUGAGGCACAUGGUGAUGAGGCACAUGGUGAUGAGGCACAUGGUGAUGAGGCACAUGGUGAUGAGGCACAUGGUGGUGAGGCACAUGGUGAUGAGGCACAUGGUGAUGAGGCACAUGGUGAUGAGGCACAUGGUGGUGAGGCACAUGGUGAUGAGGCACAUGGUGAUGAGGCACAUGGUGAUGAGGCACAUGGUGAUGAGGCACAUGGUGAUGAGGCACAUGGUGAUGAGGCACAUGGUGGUGAGGCACAUGGUGGUGAGGCACAUAAUAGCAGUAGCUGA
Molecule: messenger RNA, 516 nt
Organism: Closterium sp. Naga37s-1
Lineage: Eukaryota; Viridiplantae; Streptophyta; Zygnematophyceae; Desmidiales; Closteriaceae
Source: the annotation of a GenBank genome assembly